AUGAGUCAAGCCAGCUUUGAUCGUACACAUGAAUUCUGGGAGGCUGUGAACGUCGUCGCUCACAAGAGCGGCCUUACAGAGGCCAAAAAUGUAGACGCCCUGCGUGCCUUCGUCAAGGAGCACCAGCGCGACUAUGUGCAGAGCGGACGCUGCAGCGAGGCAGAGCGGGACAGGAUAGAGGAGCAGGUAGGGAGGUACAUGCGCAGCUGCACGGCCAACAUUGCGCGGCUGGAGGCGAGCCUGGGGCCCGAUCAGCCCGGGGCACGCGGCCUGAAUCCCCACAUGUUUGCUCACCGGCACGGCGUGGCAUUGAUACUCAGCGAGCGGCUGCAUGCGAUCGGCAGCAGCUUUGACUGCUGCAGAAGUGUGCGCUACCAGCAGCUCAAACAGCAGCAGCUGCGCCAGCAGCAGCAGAGGCAGCGGCUCAGCUCUAACUCGACAGCUUACAGGCCGGAGUUUGACGCUCAGCAGCAGAGCCUGCCCUCAAACCUGAACCAGGAACAGCAGCAGCUCAUAGAGGAGGAGAACAGGGCGUUGGUGCAGCAGCUCAUGAGCUUGAAUCAGGGCGCCACCAGCAUUGAGACCACCAUGAGGGAGCUGGCUACCCUGAACCAGAUGUUUUCAGGCCAGGUCUUCCAUCAAGCACAGCAGAUAGAGCAGAUCUACGAGCAGGCGGUGCAAGCCACAAUGAAUGUGGACAAGGGGAAUGUGCAGCUUAAGAAAGCAAUCAGGGUGGGCGGCUCUGCGCGCUCGUACCUCUUCUGGUUCUUCGUUAUUGCUGCUGCCAGCCUCCUUUUCCUGGACUGGUUUUACAGCUAG
Messenger RNA from Coccomyxa subellipsoidea C-169, 819 nucleotides. RefSeq lists its product as hypothetical. Gene Ontology annotation, biological process: retrograde vesicle-mediated transport, Golgi to endoplasmic reticulum. Bases 1 to 819 code for a protein of 272 amino acids. The transcript is spliced from 8 exons. Gene Ontology annotation, cellular component: SNARE complex; endoplasmic reticulum; membrane. NCBI's taxonomy places the organism in Eukaryota, Viridiplantae, Chlorophyta, Trebouxiophyceae, Coccomyxaceae. The record is from RefSeq and is a predicted model, not a curated record.